AGUCUCAUAUAUUGAUUUGUUCGUCUUCAUGGAUUCUGUGCUUUUAUUUCAUUCUCUUCGAGUUACAUUAUUAAGUUGAUAUGUAUUCCUUCUAAAGUGUUUAAAAGUCUGAAUAUUCUGUAAAAAUGAGUGAAUUUCCGGACGGAGGUUCGCCGUCGUCUACAGUACUCUUAGAAUCAGCCGAUUCCCUAUCAUUUCGAGAUAAAGCCCUUACAAAGAGAUCUAUUUCGAAACACCAUAACAAUAACUUUAAAGCUGGCUACGUCCCUGUUCAUGAGCAAUAUUUGAAAAAAACAGGUUUGAGAGGUCGUAAAACUUUUGCCUUUUGGACUUUAGUAUUUUUACUGUGCGUUCUGGCGAUGGGCAAUUUUAUACUCACUUUAAGUAUACUGGGAGUCCUGAGACUAGGACAAGGAAUGCAAAGUUUAGAACUGGUCCCUGACGAAUCAACCGUUAAAUUUUUUGGAGACGCUGAUUUAGAUCAGUUAUACAAAAGGGAUGGUCGACUGGAAGGUUUCAAAGACAGUCCAAUUGAAAUAAGUGGCGACGGUGGACCUGUGAUUUUAACGAUUAUACCAAAACUAAGAAGAUCAUUCAACAAAUUGAUUAUGAACAACACGGGAACGUAUUUCAAACACUUCAACAAUUUUCGAGUUACACAUGGUCUAAACAGCAUUUUUUCUCUAACAGAUCCCCAGUUUAAUAUAGUUUCGGAUAUGGGAAAUCUUCAAACAAAAAUUACCGAAACGAACAGGGUUGUAAGUCCAAUAGAUAGAAGCUUAAAUAUUGAAGGAAAGAAAAUAGAAUUGAAAGGGGCUGAAGGUAUCGAUGUAGAAGGAAAAGAAAUCAUUUGGACUGCUGAUCAGAAUGUCUACUUGAAGUCUGUGAAUGGAUCGGUCAUAAUGAGCAGUAACGAGGGACUUUUUGUGGACGUUAAAAAAAUACCAUUGGCUAAUACAAAGCAUAAUGGGCAUGUUACUGCUCAGUAUAAACUAUGUGUGUGUAUGCCAGAAGGGAAAUUAUUUAGACUGCCAGUUCCAAACAAUCCUAAUAUUAAAGUUUAUUGUAAUCAGAUCAACUGGGCAGAAGGGCAAAAUUUAUGUAUGUAAAUAAUAGACAUAGAAUAUGUAAAUGAAAAAAGAAAAGCAUAGGUAAAAAAUGUAAUCAAUUUUGAGAGAAAUAAUAACUAUAAAUUGGUUAAUUAAUCCAAUCAAAGUUA
Messenger RNA from Agrilus planipennis (emerald ash borer), 1219 nucleotides. Its product is annotated as beta-sarcoglycan. The transcript has a single exon. Gene Ontology annotation, biological process: muscle organ development. Gene Ontology annotation, cellular component: sarcolemma; sarcoglycan complex. The record is from RefSeq and is a predicted model, not a curated record. The coding region runs from base 126 to 1109 and encodes 327 amino acids. Lineage: Eukaryota; Metazoa; Arthropoda; Insecta; Coleoptera; Buprestidae.